This is a messenger RNA of Coccinella septempunctata (seven-spotted ladybird), 1944 nucleotides long. RefSeq lists its product as uncharacterized. Gene Ontology annotation, biological process: DNA integration. Bases 1 to 1944 code for a protein of 647 amino acids. NCBI's taxonomy places the organism in Eukaryota, Metazoa, Arthropoda, Insecta, Coleoptera, Coccinellidae. Gene Ontology annotation, molecular function: nucleic acid binding. The transcript has a single exon. The record is from RefSeq and is a predicted model, not a curated record.
AUGAAACGAACAAUUACAGCCCUGAAGAUCGCCGACAUAAAUAUUUACACAUGGUCAGACUCAAAAGUUGUGUUAGCCUGGUUACAGAAAACUCCGAACAAGCAAAACGUCUUCAUAGUCAACCGAGUCAACGAAGUUCAUCGCUUACUAGGUCAAGUUCAAUGGAACUACGUGAAAUCGGAGGAGAAUCCAGCUGAUUUACUAUCCAGAGGCGCGCUACCAAGUAAACUCCAGAAAAACACAUUAUGGUGGAAUGGACCUGCAUGGCUCAAAACAUCAAGUAGUGAAAUCAAGAGAACUGAAGGGAUUCCAAAAGAAAUCGUAAUGAAUAACGAAGAAUUUCAAGAAAUAACGGUGUUUACCACCAAGACCAAUGGACCUUUAGAAUUGUUAACAAAAUUCUCAUCCUGGAAGAAGACAAAACGAGUGAUGGCCUAUUGCAAAAGGUUCAUAGACAAUUGCAGAUCCAGGAAUGCGACCGAGUUACCAAAAAAGCGAGCACCCCCAUUCAUCACACCGACCGAACUUCAAUGGGCGAAAACAACACUCAUAAAAUUGGUCCAGAAUGAACAUUUUCAAGAGGAAUUAACCAGAUUAAACAACAAUCUAACUAUCAAAAAGACUGAUCACCUUAAAAACUUGGACCCCUACAUAGACGAAGAGGGAGUGCUUCGUGUUGGAGGUAGAUUACAAAACUCAUCUCUGAGCUUCAACCAAAGACACCCAAUAAUUCUACCAACAAAAUGCCAUCUGACUGACAUAAUUAUCCGAAACGCACACUACGAAACCCUGCAUGGAGGAACACAACUGACAUUAAGUCAAGUUAGACAAGAAUACUGGAUACCACAUGGAAAAAAUAAAAUCAAACACAUAAUAAGGAGUUGUGUUAUAUGCACUCGAUAUCGUUCCACUCCAUGUGUCCAGAAAAUGGGAAAUCUACCGAGAGAAAGAGUCAAUCCCUCCCACCCAUUCACUAAUGUUGGGAUAGACUAUGCCGGCCCGAUACAAAUGAGAUUAUCCAGAGGUAGAGGAUCCAAAUCCUUCAAGGGAUACAUCUCCAUUUUCGUCUGUCUCGCAACAAAGGCAAUACAUCUGGAAGCAGUAAGUGACCUUUCUACAGAAGCAUUCAUGGCUGCAUUCAGAAGAUUCACCUCGCGACGUGGGUUAUGCUCUGCAAUAUUCAGUGACAAUGGAACCAAUUUCAUCGGAGCUAAACGUAUACUUGACAAAGAAUAUCAAGAAGCCAUUAAUGAAAGUUCAAUAGAGAAGGCAUUAGCAGAAAAAUCGAUAAAAUGGCACCGCAUACCACCUGGCAGCCCUCAUUUCGGCGGACUAUGGGAAGCUGGCGUAAAAUCUACGAAGUUUCACCUACGAAGAAUUGUUGGAGAUCACAAACUGACCUUUGAAGAAAUGAGUACACUCCUAUGUCAAAUAGAAGCAUGCCUCAACUCUCGCCCUCUUAUCCCAAUCACCGAAAAUCCACAAGAAUUAGAUGUGCUGACGCCUGGACAUUUCCUCAUAGGAAAAUCACUACAUUCAAUCCCUGAACCAGAGAUCAAUGAAAAGAAUAUCACCCUACAAGAUAGAUGGAGGCUUAUACAAAAAACGAAACAAGACUUCUGGAAGAAAUGGACAUCGGAAUAUCUCUCCAGAUUGCAACAAAGGAGCAAAUGGACGGAUAAAAAAGAAAACAUGAAAAUAGGAGAUAUCGUACUAGUCAAACAGGACAACGUUAAUCCCAACUAUUGGCCCUUGGGAAGAGUGACGCAGUGUCACCCAGGAAACGACGGAUUUGUGAGAGUGGCUACGAUACGAUGCAAAGAUGGGAAAGAGAUCAGAAGACCUAUAACCAAAAUCUGCAUACUCCCGGUCGAGCAAGAAGAAAGAAGAAACGAUAAGACGAACAAAGUCGGACCAACUCCGGACGUCAGCACCCAUUCAUGA